GCGGCUCCUGUCAGCGGGUGAAAUGGCAGCCACGGAACCGGCAGCGGCCGCGGUCCCGGGGGGCGGCUGAGGGGGCCGGGCCGGGGCUGCGGGCAAGCGGCGCAGCGGGGAUCCGGCGGCCCGGCCCGGGAAGGCGAGGCUCGGCACGGCGAUGGCGGCGCUUUCGGCGCAGAGUUGUGACCCAGCCCUACUCGCCAUUGACAAGCCUGCCCACCAUGGCAAGCCCCACUCUGAGCCCUGACUCCUCAUCCCAGGAGGCCCUGUCAGCCCCCACCUGCUCCCCGACCUCUGACUCCGAGAACCUCAGCCCCGAUGAGCUGGAGCUGCUAGCCAAGCUCGAAGAACAGAACCGGCUCCUGGAAGCCGACUCCAAGUCCAUGCGCUCCAUGAACGGCUCGCGGAGGAACAGCGGCUCCUCGCUGGUGUCCAGCUCCUCAGCCUCCUCCAACCUGAGCCACCUGGAGGAGGACACGUGGAUCCUGUGGGGCCGGAUCGCCAAUGAGUGGGAGGAGUGGCGGCGCAGAAAGGAGAAGCUGCUCAAGGAACUGAUCCGAAAGGGCAUCCCGCACCACUUCCGGGCCAUCGUGUGGCAGCUUCUGUGCAGUGCCACAGACAUGCCAGUCAAAAACCAGUACUCAGAGCUGCUCAAGAUGUCAUCACCAUGCGAGAAGCUGAUCCGCAGGGACAUCGCCCGCACCUACCCAGAGCACGAGUUCUUCAAGGGCCAGGACAGCCUGGGCCAGGAAGUCCUCUUCAACGUCAUGAAGGCGUACUCCCUGGUAGACCGGGAGGUGGGCUACUGCCAGGGCAGCGCCUUCAUUGUGGGCCUGCUCCUCAUGCAGAUGCCCGAGGAAGAGGCCUUCUGCGUGUUCGUGAGGCUGAUGCAGGAGUAUCGGCUGCGGGAGCUCUUCAAGCCCACCAUGGCUGAGUUAGGGCUCUGCAUCUACCAGUUCGAAUACAUGCUGCAGGAGCAGCUCCCAGACCUCAACACCCACUUCCGCUCCCAGAGCUUCCACACGUCCAUGUACGCCUCGUCCUGGUUCCUCACGCUCUUCCUGACCACCUUCCCACUGCCCGUCGCCACCCGCAUCUUCGACAUCUUUAUGUAUGAGGGGCUGGAGAUCGUGUUCCGGGUGGGCCUCGCCCUGCUGCAGGUGAACCAGACAGAGCUGAUGCAGCUGGACAUGGAGGGGAUGUCCCAGUACUUCCAGAGGGUGAUCCCCCACCAGUUUGACAGCUGCCCAGACAAGCUGGUCCUCAAGGCCUACCAAGUCAAGUACAACCCCAAGAAGAUGAAGAGGCUGGAGAAGGAGUAUGCAGCCAUGAAGAGCAAGGAGAUGGAGGAGCAGAUAGAGAUCAAAAGGCUUCGGACUGAGAACCGGCUCCUGAAACAACGGAUUGAGACCCUAGAGAAGGAGAGCGCUGCUCUGGCUGAUAGGUUAAUCCAGGGGCAGGUGACACGGGCUCAGGAGGCCGAGGAGAACUACGUCAUCAAACGGGAGCUGGCAGUGGUGCGGCAGCAGUGCAGCUCGGCGGCCGAGGACCUGCAGAAGGCUCAGAGCACCAUCCGCCAGCUGCAGGAGCAGCAGGAGAACCCACGCCUCACCGAGGACUUUGUGUCCCAUUUGGAGACAGAGCUGGAGCAGUCGCGGCUGCGGGAGACAGAAACCCUGGGUGCCCUUCGGGAAAUGCAGGACAAGGUUCUAGACAUGGAGAAGAGGAACAGCUCGUUGCCCGAUGAAAACAACGUGGCGCGGCUGCAGGAGGAACUGAAGGCGCUCAAGGUGCGGGAAGGCGAGGCCGUGGCCUCAGCGCGGGAGCUGAGACUGCAGCUGCAGGAGCUGUCAGACACCUGGCAGGCCCAUCUGUCCCGCGGCGGCCGCUGGAAGGAGUCCCCGCGGAAGCUGGUCCUGGGCGAGCUUCAGGACGAGCUGAUGAGCGUGCGACUGCGGGAGGCCCAGGCCCUGGCCGAGGGCCGCGAGCUGCGGCAGCGCGUGGUGGAACUCGAGACGCAGGACCACAUCCACCGCAACCUGCUGAACCGCGUGGAGGCGGAGCGCGCGGCGCUGCAGGAGAAGCUGCAGUACCUGGCGGCGCAGAACAAGGGGCUGCAGACACAGCUCAGCGAAAGCCGCCGCAAGCAGGCCGAGGCCGAGUGCAAGAGCAAGGAGGAGGUGAUGGCCGUGCGCCUGCGGGAGGCGGACAGCAUGGCCGCGGUGGCCGAGAUGCGGCAGCGCAUCGCCGAGCUGGAGAUCCAGAGGGAGGAAGGCCGCAUCCAGGGCCAGCUGAACCACUCAGACUCGUCGCAAUACAUCCGCGAGCUCAAGGACCAGAUCGAAGAGCUGAAGGCCGAGGUGCGGCUGCUGAAGGGCCCGCCGCCCUUCGAGGACCCACUGGCUUUCGACGGUCUGAGCCUGGCGCGGCACCUGGAUGAGGACUCGCUGCCGUCAUCGGACGAGGAGCUGCUCGGCGUGGGCGUGGGCGUGGGCGCGGCCUUGCAGGACGCACUCUACCCUCUGUCCCCUCGCGACGCGCGCUUCUUCCGCCGUCUGGAGCGGCCGGCCAAGGACAGCGAGGGCAGCUCAGACAGCGAGGCCGACGAGCUGGCCGCGCCCUAUAGCCAGGGUCUGGACAACUGAGGGCGUGCCCCGCGCGCCCAGAGCCGGGAGGCAGCAACUGCCACCGCCGGGGGGCUCCGGGGCAGUCCGCGGCCAGCUCCUCCACCGGCCGCUCUGAACACACUUCAUGCCAGGCAACGCGCAGAGGGCAGGACCCGGGCCUGAGGCGCCUCAGGACCCCCAGCAGGCUGUCCCUCCCCAGCAGUGUUUACCCAUCUUGGUUGUACCGCUCCGGGCCCUCCUGCGCUCCAGGGUGCCGAGGCCAGUUACCUGCAGGGACUGCCCUCUUAACAGUGAAGGCUGGGGACCGAAGACCCAGGGGCACCAGGACUGAUGAGCAGGAAGCCCCCUCCUCCCAGCAAACUUCCUUCUGGGACAAGGGAGGCCCUGCUGGGAAGGGCCCAGGAGCUGGAGGAAGCCUGAGGAAGGAGGGGCAGCUCUGGGCUGAAUGUUAGCACCCCACGAUGCUCCUCGCAACACGGUCAUCCUUGACCAGCCCUUGGCUGCCGGGGACAGAUGGCCAGGCUGGGCUUUCCUGCCUGGUGCAGGCAUAGUGGCCCCUGCAGCAGAAACCAAAGUCCCCCCUACUGUAUGCAGGGCCACCUGGGGUGUGAGUGGCCUGUGGGAACCAGCCCAGGCCUGGGCAGUGUUUUCCCGUUUCUCUGAGGCCACAGCAGCUGCAAGGAAGUAAAGAGACCCCUCUCCCCAGCACCCCACAUCUUCCUGUGGGAGACACAUCACCUCGUCCUGGCCAGUGAUGGAAGGGUACCCUCUCUGUGGGGGUUCUCAGCCUCCAUCCACUUCCCUCCUUUCCUGUGUCCGCAGCCCCACCCUCAGGCCAGGGCCAGGCCCCAGGGAAGCAGCUUCUCAAGGGAAUUGGCUUCCCUUACCUUGUGAUGGUCCCGUGGUCUCUGCUGAAUCAGCGCUGAGAACGGUGCCAAAGUCCAGUGAAGCCCCCCAGACCCCUUCCUCCCCCCAGCCCCUGGGGCCUCAUGACCCUCGGGGCUGACCCUCUCGGUGCUCCUGGAGCCUGGAGUAGGGUGAUGUCACAAGCAGUCUCCCUGGCGCUUCCAGGGGUGGGGACCCCUGUUCAGUGCCCCCUUCCUGGUCACCCACUCUUCAGUGUUACAAAGCCUGGGGACCAGGGCGGGCACCGUCAGGGCUCUCCCACGUGCCCCCCACACUGCCCACCACCAUUUUGCACACUGUCUGUUCACACUCCACGUGUCGCCCAGGCGGGAAAGAAGGAAAAUAAAGUGUAUUUACACAGUCA
Molecule: messenger RNA, 3891 nt
Organism: Cynocephalus volans (Philippine flying lemur)
Lineage: Eukaryota; Metazoa; Chordata; Mammalia; Dermoptera; Cynocephalidae
Gene: EVI5L
Product: ecotropic viral integration site 5 like
Exons: 20
Coding region: 216-2639 (807 amino acids)
Source: RefSeq, a predicted model, not a curated record